AUGUCUUCUACUAUGUAUCAGGUUCCUUUAACCGUAUUACCUUUCAAUCCCGAAGACGGUAAUAAAUUCAUGGCGGGAAACGACUUUGGAUCUCACACUACUGCCACUAGUAAUACCGCUAGAUCUUCAACCUCAUCUGCUUCAUCAACUGGUACAACUCAAAGUCUUUAUAAAACCAUUUCUCCAACUGCAGCUGCAAGUUUAUCUUCCACUUCUUCUACUUCGGAUUUCACCGAUUUAAAAGGAGAUUUAUUACCAGAUCUUUGGCAAACUGCUUCAUUGGAUUCCCCACAAAAUCAAUUAGUAAAUUCUCAUUUGAUUAAUCAAGCUCAUCAAAUUGCAGUUAAUAAUAAUUGGUCUCAGAACUUCAAUAAUCAAAGCUAUUCAUCUCUACCAAGCCAUGCUCAACAACAACAUCAUCAACAUCAACAUCAAAACUACACUACUGUACAAGCACCAAUCGGGUAUGCUCAACAAUUAACUGAGGAAAAUCUCAUCUUUAAUUCUGAUGUAGAUUCAAAUGAUGGUUCACGAACUUCUCCUCCUGCUCAUAUCAUUCCAUCAUACAAUAGUCCUGUUUAUUAUAUGGAUGAUCAAAAUAAUAAUAUCAAUCAAAAUAUUAAUAAUGAUGAUAUUUUUAACUUUGAAAAACAACAACUUUUAUUACAAUCUAAUGGAGUCAUGUUUGAUUCAAAUCAUAGAAAUGGAUCUACUUCAUCAACUUCUUCAUUAGAUGAUUCCAGAAAAUUUGGAUUUUCAAGUAAAAUGAAUCAACCAUCAGUUAAUACUCAAUUAUAUAAAACUGAAUUAUGUGCAUCAUUUAUGAAAAUGGGUAUUUGUCCUUAUGGAAAUAAGUGUCAAUUUGCUCAUGGAGAAAAUGAAUUAAAGAAUGUUGAUAGACCUCCUAAAUGGAGAUCAAAAGCUUGUGCCAAUUGGACUAAAUUUGGUAGUUGUCGUUAUGGAAAUAGAUGUUGUUUCAAACAUGGUUGUGAGUAA
Molecule: messenger RNA, 996 nt
Organism: Scheffersomyces coipomensis
Lineage: Eukaryota; Fungi; Ascomycota; Pichiomycetes; Serinales; Debaryomycetaceae
Gene: ZSF1
Product: Zsf1p
Exons: 1
Coding region: 1-996 (331 amino acids)
Molecular function (GO): mRNA binding; metal ion binding
Source: RefSeq, a predicted model, not a curated record